This is a messenger RNA of Oreochromis niloticus (Nile tilapia), 11665 nucleotides long. RefSeq names its product ephrin type-B receptor 1. Gene Ontology annotation, molecular function: transmembrane-ephrin receptor activity; ATP binding; protein binding. Lineage: Eukaryota; Metazoa; Chordata; Actinopteri; Cichliformes; Cichlidae. The record is from RefSeq and is a predicted model, not a curated record. The coding region runs from base 767 to 3850 and encodes 1027 amino acids. Gene Ontology annotation, biological process: axon guidance; protein phosphorylation; ephrin receptor signaling pathway. Gene Ontology annotation, cellular component: plasma membrane; dendrite. The transcript is spliced from 20 exons.
AUAGCUCACAGGUCAGUGUUGAGUGGCUUAACAAACUGAAAAUGGUCAGGUACAAGGACUGGACUGAAAAAGAGGGGAAAAGCAGGCAGUGUUUAUAGUGAAACAGCAAUAGUUCUUCAGAACACUUUAAAUUUAUGAGAAGAUGUGGCUUCUUCACAGCAAAAUAAAAAGAAAUGAGGCGUGCGUGUGUAGGGAAGAAGCGGUCUCAGUCCAAACCUUGGGGAACCAAUAGCUGAGAAGCAUUGAUUCUCCUGCUUUAUCAGGAGGAUCGAACAUCAUUAUUGCUGCAAUAUCUUUAAAGACUCUUGAGAAAGACCACAGCUCACAUCCCAUCAUAAUGACUCUUCAGCAAUUCAAUGUCACAGGACCACAGUCACUGCAAGGUUUAGUUAGUUGCUGUGCUGAUCCUUGACCACUGGGUGUCGCUGUCCCGUCACGCCAGCUCGUCGUGCUGUGGGAUGGAGGCAGUGGAGGGGAGACCUGACCAUUGGGCAUUCAUCUUGGGUCAGGUGGAAAAGAAUGGGUGAUUGGUUUACGAGCCGACAUUCUCUGUCCUGAUUGGACGGAAAGGUGUGCGCGAGGCGACGGUGAGAGGAGAGAGAGCGAGAGAGCGGAUCUCCAGCAGAAGUGUAUCCCCUUCAGCACUCGCUGGCUGUGCCGGCUCAGCACACACUCACACAGACUGAAGACUGCGAUGUGACUGCUUACCAGAGGAAUACAGCGUGUUCCAGUGGGGAUUUUUUCUCUCUUCUCUGUCAGCAGGAUAAUGGGAGAGGACGGACAGGGAGUCAGACUGGCCAUGCCGGCCACUUGGGCUGUUCUGGUUCUCUUCACGGUUACUUCAGUGCACGCAGUGGAAGAGACGGUGAUGGAUACAAGGACGGCGACAGCUGAGCUUGGCUGGAUAUCGUUCCCUGCCAAUGGAUGGGAGGAGGUGAGCGGUUAUGAUGAGAACCUGAACACCAUCAGGACGUACCAGGUGUGUAACGUGUUUGAGCCCAGCCAGAACAACUGGCUCCUCACCACUUACAUCGACCGGCGCGCGGCGCAACGCAUCUACGUGGAGAUCCGCUUCACUGUGCGCGAUUGCGCCUCCAUACCGAGUGUCCUGGGCUCCUGCAAAGAGACGUUCAACCUCUACUACCUAGAGACCGACAGGACCGUUUCAGACGGCAUCAAAGGGGUGGAGUACUGGGCCAACGCUCCCUUCCUAAAGGUGGACACCAUUGCAGCAGAUGAGAGUUUCUCCCAGGUCGAUUUCGGGGGCAGGCUGAUGAAAGUGAACACAGAAGUGAGGAGUUUUGGGCCUCUGUCCAAAGGCAGAGGUUUCCAUUUGGCUUUCCAGGACUUAGGUGCUUGCAUGUCGCUUCUGGCCGUCAGGGUAUUUUACAAGAAAUGCCCCAGCAUCGUGCAGAACUUUGCUUUCUUCCCAGAGACGCUGACCGGAGCAGAGUCCACCUCAUUAGUCAUCGCCAGAGGAAGCUGCAUCCCCAACGCUGAGGAAGUAGACGUGCCCAUAAAGCUCUACUGUAACGGAGACGGAGAGUGGAUGGUACCCAUAGGCAGCUGCAGCUGCAAGGCGGGUUAUGAACCUGACAAUGGCAAUGUGUGCCGAGCUUGUCCUCAGGGCACCUUUAAGUCAUUCCAGGGGCCAGGACUGUGUCAGCAAUGUCCACCCAAUAGUCGCUCCACUAUCGAAGCUGCCACCCUCUGUGGUUGUCGGAAUGGCUAUUACCGAGGAGACAUGGACAAACCGGAGGACCUGUGUACCAGUGUCCCUUCAGCUCCUCGCAAUGUGGUCUCAGUGGUCAACCAGACAUCAGUGAUGUUGGAGUGGCACCCACCACGUGACACUGGACACCGCGACGACUUGUCGUAUAAUUUGUUGUGUCGCCGAUGCCACAGCAAUGAGCGGCGGGCUUGUCAGCCAUGUGAUGACAGCGUGGUGUUUGUUCCAGGCAAACAGGCGUUAAAGGAAACAAGGGUUGAGAUCAGCAAGCUGCGGGCCCACACGUCGUACACCUUUGACAUACAGGCAGUCAACGGAGUCUCCAACAAGAGCCCUUACCCCGCCCAACAACUGUCAAUCAACAUUACAACCAAUCAAGCUGCUCCCUCAGUAGUUCCCAUAAUGCACCAAGUGAGCUCAACAAGUCGCAGUUUCUCGUUGUCAUGGCCACCGCCCGAACAGCCCAAUGGAAUAAUCCUCGACUACGAGAUACGAUACUAUGACAAGUUGCAGUCAUCCGUGCUGAACAGUUCGAUGGUCCUAAGCGAAACACCUAAUGUGGUUCUGGAGGGUCUGAGACCCGGGACCGGCUAUGUGGUCCAGGUGAGGGCCCGCACUGUAGCGGGCUACGGAGCCUACAGCAAAGAGAUGCUCUUCCAAACCCUCACCGACGAUGAAUAUAAGUCAGAGCUCGGACAGCAGCUCUCUCUGAUUGCUGGCUCCUUAGUAGGUGGAGUGUGUAUUGUAUCACUAGUAGCUAUCGCCAUCAUCUGUACCAGGAGAAGGCAGCUGAAGGAGAGCGUAUAUGGUGACAAGUUGCAGCAGUACAACACAGGAGGAGAGGUGACUCUGAGGCCAGACAUGUUCAGUGGACCCACACCCACUGUGACCUUUCCCAGCCUGUCUGAGGGUCACAGUUCACCGGGGGUCAAGAUCUACAUUGACCCUUUCACCUACGAGGACCCCAAUGAGGCUGUCCGAGAGUUUGCCAAGGAAAUCGAUCCCUCCUGUGUCAAAAUAGAGGAAGUCAUCGGAUCAGGCGAGUUCGGUGAGGUAUACAAAGGUCGCCUGAAACCUGUGGGGAAAAAAGAAAUCCCUGUGGCCAUCAAGACCCUGAAGGUGGGCUACUCUGAGAGGCAGAGGAGGGACUUCCUGUCAGAGGCCUCAAUCAUGGGCCAGUUUGACCAACCGAAUAUCAUCAGACUGGAGGGCGUGGUCACCAAGAGCAGGCCUACGAUGAUAAUCACAGAGUUCAUGGAGAAUGGAGCACUGGACUCAUUUCUCAGGCAAAAUGAUGGGCAGUUCCCAGUGAUCCAGCUGGUUGGUAUGCUGAGGGGCAUCGCAUCUGGAAUGAGGUACCUGGCGGAGAUGAGUUAUGUUCACCGGGACCUGGCAGCUCGAAAUAUCUUGGUUAACAGUAACCUCGUGUGUAAGGUGUCUGACUUCGGCUUAUCACGUUAUCUGGAGGAGGACACCUCCGACCCCACCUACACCAGCUCGCUGGGAGGUAAAAUCCCCGUGAGGUGGACGGCACCAGAGGCGAUCGCCUACAGGAAAUUCACGUCAGCUUCAGAUGUCUGGAGUUACGGGAUCGUCACCUGGGAGGUGAUGUCAUAUGGAGAGAGACCUUACUGGGACAUGAGCAACCAAGAUGUGAUAAAUGCCAUAGAGCAGGACUUCAGGCUUCCAGCUCCCAUGGACUGUCCGGUAGUGCUGCACCAACUGAUGCUGGACUGCUGGCAGAAAGACAGAAACGCCCGGCCAAAGUUCCCCGAUAUUGUCAGCAUGUUGGACAAAAUGAUACGCAACCCUGCAUCUCUCAAAGCCGGCACCAACAACAUGGUCCCUGGUCCUUCCCAUCAUCCCUUGUUAGACCGUGGAGCUCCAGACCUAAGCAGGGUGAGCUCAGUAGAAGACUGGCUGGCUGCAUUGAAGAUGACCCAGUAUAGAGACUCCUUUCUGGGCUCGGGCUUCACCUCUUUGCCGCUCAUCACACAAAUCACAGCUGAAGAUCUGCAGAGGAUCGGAGUGUCUCUAGCCGGACACCAGAAGAAGAUCCUGACCAGCGUGCAGCUGAUGAGGCACCAAGCCGAUGAUCAGUCUCCCACCGAAUCCGUGUAGCCACACGGGGGAAAUACUUGACCUGAGUGCAGUCUGUGAGCGAGCAGGCUGUCCUGUACUUCCGUUUUUAAGCUCAUACAAUUAAGUUUGCUGCUUUUGGAGAUCUCAAUCACUUCACGCGCUUUCAAACAAUCAUCGUUAGCCAUUUGUGUGUCUGCAUGGACAGAUCCGUCCUCCAGUGACAGGACGGACUUCUCUCACGCCAUUUAGCUUCCAAAAUGAAAAUGGCUCCUGGGAGAAUUCAGUGUGGAUGCAUUAUUCUCACAAAGAGUAAAAACAAAAAUAAGUGGGAAAAAAAGCAAAACUUACUGAGCACGAGGCUCUAAAAUCAUUACCCCCUUUUUCCACAUGCCAGCGUAACUGUGAAUGCUAUCACUGAAGUCUACAGACCAUUUAAACCAUCUUGACUUGAAGGAAGUUUUUUUUUUUUUUACAUGAGGACACAAAACACUCUACUUUGAAGAAGAAAGUGGCUGAGCAGACGUUUAUACGAAGGGGCACAAACCGGACCAAAAGACAGACAAAAAAGGUUUUAAAAGACGAGACGCACGAGCAGGCUUGUUAAAUCCAGAGACUACUUCAGCGUGUUCUUGAAAAAUUGCUACCAUCUGAAUCCUGACAAGAGCCAACCGUUUAAAGGGGACCUUUUUUAAUAAAAAAAGCUAUCUUCAUAUUGAAGAGUUUGUACAUAUUUGUGAUACGGGAUAUUUCUUUCCUAUUUGCUCAUUAGCGUUUGCGUUCGCUAACAGCAACAGACAGUUCAGUGUCGCUGGAGUAUUUGUGACUUCUCAACGAUUCUCUUCCCCGCCUGAAUCAUCACUGGAGCAAACUCUGAAGUGCUGUGGACUGCAGACAAAAAAAGAAAGAAAAUAGGUUUCAGUGUUCUGGUUUUUUUCUUCUCCUUCUUUUUUUUGUACUUUCCAUGCAGCCAUGAAAAGAUAAACUCUUUCAGUGCUACCAGGGCCUGGCCUACUUAAAGUACUUAAUUCACAGAGAACUCAUAAUGGAUGAUGUUUUACAAUCAGCACAAAUGCCCACUGAGUAAAGCCAAUUACAGAUUAAAAAAAGGGCAAGUUAAAGAAAUAUUCAAACCAUAGUGGUAUGUCUCUCUUUUCCGAGCCAGGAAUCAAAGCGCAUGCACGCUUGGUGGCGCACAAGAAUAAAGCAGCUUAAGACUGUGGGUACUGUGUCAUUACCAGCUAUCGAGAUUGCACCUGUUGUGAAAGCGCGGCGGUGUCCAGAGAAUCUUUAAAAGACACCAAAGGUAUCCAGUGUUCUUGUGAUUUGGCUGCAAAACCUAAAGCCGCCUGCCAGCCAAGCACAAAACCAACCAGAAAUCCAACGCUCAUGUUCUGUCCACGCGUGGAAACAGAUCUUCCCGUCUAAACUUUGUCAUGGCCGCCGUCCAGGUGGCAUUCAUCGCUCAGCAGCAGGCAGCCAUGCAGGACUCUUUGUUUUCAUUCAUUUUUCUCAUUCGCCGGCUGCCGGACACGUUGCCGUCAGAGCCCGUUUUGACAGUCUCAUUUCCCAAUUGACAUCUCCGAUUAAUACCGCCGCGUCAGUUUGCAGAUGAAAUGACAGGAAAUGACCUAUCCGUGUUCCUCAUCUGCAGACGGCAACCUUUUCAGUGUCAGAGAAGAGAUAAAGAGAUCAAACAAGAAGAGAUAAAGUGAAAUACCACAUGCUUUCAGUGAAGAGGCAAAGCUGGUGACUUAUUUAUCUUUUUUUUCUAAAUACUGAAGCUCGUCCUAACAAAAUAUGAUAUAAAGAAGGCCUGAUCUCACUACAGGGCACACUGGUGGAGAAGCACUGGGAGAUCUCUUUUAUCUCAGCGCUGAGCGGAUUACCAGCUGUGAAACAACAGCAGGCUCGCUCUGCCUCCAACCACCACCCCCCCGCUGAAAAAAAAAAACCUCCGGUCACACGCGUGCGCGGAUUACCCAUCAGCACCUCUGAUUGGAUGUUAUGAUUUUAUUUGUCAUCCGCUGCGAGCUCGGGCUCAUGAUGACAGAAGUGACAGUUGUUUGCUUUUAACACGCUUUCACUGCUGCAUGGCUCCUACAAAAAAAAAAAAUUGCUGUGUUUGUGUUUGUCUCGCACCACCGCUCGCCACUGCUGGGAUGCCCCAAAGUCUUUUUAUUUAUGAACACUGUGACAUUGAAGGGGUCUGUGGCUUUUCUUUUCUUUUUUUUAAACCAAGAAGGAAGAACAAAACCUCCAAACAUUUCAGUUUGCGCUUGUUUCGCUGAAACUCCACUCCAACGGCGCAGCCCGCAAUUGCAUUUGUUGCCUGGCAACAGCAGCUUAUUGAGCAUUUUAUCAGGAAGUAUUGAGAUCAACUGGGAGCGUGUCAGUAGUUCAGAGGCAUAAUUCGUUGUGAAUAGAUGCCUGUGGAAAAAAAAAAGAAAACAGUUUCAGCCCUGGCUCCGGGGUUUAAUAAAGAGCGAGACAACUAGUGCGCCCUAAAAGCUCAUAUUGAAUGCCACCUAAGAAAAGAAAAGACGAAAAAGAAACAAAAUUCAUGCAGAGGAAAUGAAAACUAUCAACACAGACAGGCAUCUUGCUGCGUUAUGUAACAUCUGUAGUCGAGUGUGAUGUGUCUGCUCUUCCGAUUCAUGUUUUUCCAUUUCACAUGUUGCUGUGUCAGUGUUUGUGAAAAAACAAAACAAAAAAACCCAAUGAAGGCAUAAGUGAUCUAUGACACGUCUUGUGUUUAUACUGUUGCGUGUCUUGGUUCAAGCACAAGUGUUCGCCACCGAGGGGAGACCUGGAGAAACCUCAGGAGGAUGAUUUAUGGGUGUUAAGUGUUAAAGAUGGAGUUUGUGAAAGCAGGUUUCUGAGUUAAAAGCUAAAUCCACCCUGAAUCUGUUGCCUAAAAACAAAUAAUAAUAAAAAAGAAAGGAGAGCAUAUGCAUGUAAACAAGUCAGGAGCCAGAUAUGUAGCUAUGCUGUCUGUAUAUGUAUACGCUGAAUUCUAGCUUGAGGCUAAACUGUGUUAACUUUUAGAUUUUUCUCAUUUUCUCUCCUGCAGAAAAGUUUUUAUUUCGAAAGAAACAGUCCAUCAUUGACAUUUUUUGUUAUUUUUACACACACACACACACACACACACACACACACACAAAAGUGAUCUGAGCUAAACUAAACAAAGACAAUGAAAUGUGAUGGUAAAAUAAAAUGAUGAAAAAAAAAUAUCUCCCACUCACUGUCAACUUUUUAAAAGUUGGAAGAUGAAAAGUUUGCCUAAGACACUCGCUGUGUCCCAGUUCCACAUUACAAACUAAUUCUAGUCUGAAGAGUGUGCGCCUGCUGGAAAAGCAACAAGAGAGAGUAUAGUCAAAAAAGAAAAAUCGGCAUGCAUGCACAAAGAAGGGAAGAAGCAUAGUGACAGCUUGCUAAAAAUGAAAACUAAUCGCGGAUGGUGGCUCUGAAAGCAUGGCAGAAAAUAAGUGUAAAACAGGACGAGGGAGAUAUUUUAUACGUGUUCAUGUGAAGUUUAAUUAGCGCUGACAUUUGAAAGACCUAGUCUGGUUGGCGUACGUCGCUCCGCGGAUGGGAUCAUUUCUCGUCAGUGUGAACCAGUUAAAGGUGCCCUAUCCGGGGACACUGCUGGCAAAAACUAAAUGAACUCAUCUUGUGCUCCGAGUUUGAUUCGUACCGGGACCAACCGCGCUACACUGCCAAGUCAUACGCUUGCACAUUGGGUCACACACUUCUCCCACUCAGCUUUUUAUGUGCUGAGAAUCUAGCCAGUGUUAAAAAUGGAAGAAUAACCUUAAACAGGGUUUUGAACUCUGUUGAGUCCUGUGUGAUGGCUUGUUUGAAGCAGAGCAGAUGGUGACUUGUUUUCCCCUCUAUGCAUGCCAUAGCUGUAUGUGUGACUCUGCUGGUCAUUACUACAAACCACAGACUGUGUAUACAACAUAGAGGUAGGCACUGGGUAUAAAAAGUGGAGGCAGUGCCAAAGUACCUUAAACUGUCUUAUUUAAUAUAAUGCAAUGUUCAUUUACUAAAUUAUGGUCCCAUUUAGAGCUAAAUAGAACAUCAAGCUUUUUUGUGUGGCUACAUUGUCGCUGCUGUGGACUGCUCAAAAAAACUGAAGGGCUACUUUUUAAUCAGGGUGUAGCAUCAAGUCCAGUAAACGUCUGGGCUAUUGAUCUGGCCAGUUAAGUAGUAGAGGGGGUUCUUAAUCAGUUUCAGCUACUUUGGUGUUGAUGAGACUAACAGGUGGACUAGAGGGGCAACAGUGAGACAACCCCCAAAACAGGAAUAGUUUUACAGGUGGACUGAUAUUUUGUCCCUCCUUAUCUUUUCAGAUUGUUUUUUACUAGUUUUGCAUUUGGCUAGGGUCAGUGUCACUACUGCUGGCAUGAUAACCUGACCUAAAUCCAACAGACAUAAUUUUUCAGUUCAUCUACAAGGUUGCACUUCAGACUGUCCAGGAUCAGCUACACCCUGGUUCAGGUCUGGGAGAAGGUCCCUUUAGUACACCAUCCGUCCAGGCCAAACAAACGACCGAGUACCAUUUUGAGUCGGCAAAAUGACAGUUUUGCAAAGUGGACUAGCUUUCCACAUCAUAAUUUCAUGUCAGUUGUAUCUUUCAAUUCAGCCCUCUGCAGGUUGAUCAUUUUCAUUUCCAUGAAAUGAUGUGGCAUCCUUUCAUUUCUAACACAUUACCCAGUCCAUAUCAGUUUAGAUAUACAGCAUGAUAUUUCUCCUAUUGAUAUCUGCUGUGUUUUAAAGUGUUCCUUUAAUUUUUUGAGCAGUGUAUAAGUGAUGUACGCAACAUUCACCCAUUAUUUUCCCCAUUUUUUUACAAACGCAGUCCAGUUUUCAAAGUUUAAAGACGACGCCGUCGUCCAUCUUUUACUGUGUAUAACAGACCUGUUGGCUGCUGCUGAUGCCAGCUCUCAAACAUCCUUACUGCCUGAGAUGCUUCCUAUGUGCAGAAGAUUGCCGAAGACACCAAUUGGGAACUUUAAGACUGCUGUAAGACUUGUAUCAGAGUCAGACAGCAAACUCAGUGCUUGUUAUCCUGUCAUCUUGUGAAUAGUUUUCCUUCUGCAUGCAGAGUUUGCUGAUGCUGGCUGCUGCAGUCAUGCUGCAGCCUCGUAUUCGGACUACUUGUCAAUGCCUAAUAAUUUAUUAGCACAGUAGUGUAAUAAGUGUUCAUCAUAUCAGUUGGCUCGAGUACACAGAGGCAAUGUUAACACUCCCAAGCACUACUCCCUGCCUUCGCUCUUGCACAGCAGCGCUUCUUUUCAUGCUACUGGCACCUGAGAUGAUGGUAAACCAUUGUGCAUGCGCAUGUGCGUUUGUGUUUCUGUGCGCAGAGAGACAGGAAAUCUCUCGUGAAAAUACAGACCCACACUGUCUUUUUGAUUCUUUUCUUCAUCUUCUGUUUUUUUGCAUACCAAGUUCGAAAACACAGACCUGGAACUGCUUUUGUUUUAACGCGAUAUGGCACUUGUCAUUUAUACAUUUUGCACGAGGCUUUUGUGUCGUGUUGACAUUUGCACGCCUGCACAUAAAGCAGCACCUGAUUGUUUUGGGAGCACGUGAACGUAUCCGUGACCACAGCCCGUCUCAUUUGCGAAAACUCCACGUCUGAUGCAGCUGCAAUGCAUUCUGCUCUGCGCGCUGUAAGUGAAGAGGAUGAUGAUCGUUUCUGAAGGGUGGCACACAUGACAAAAGCCCUCAUUCUGUUAUUCUGCAGAACUGUCAUUGAAACCCGACAUUUACCGCAAGAUCUUUAAGAUAAAAUUGCCUUUCAGACUCCACUGUAGCCGUCACACUAUAUUUAGCCACUUACGCACAAAAAUGAGAAAAGUAGACACCUAAACAACAAAGUAGGCCCAGAAAUGCGGGGCGAGUCUCCUCUAAGUGCUUUAGGGUGGAUUUAUCUUUUAAUUGCAGAUUUUCUUUUUUCUUUUGAAAGCUGGUCAGACUGGGCUGCUUUUCUUUCUCCUCUGCUUUUUCUCUGGUGUAAUAGAUACUGUAGGUGAGGCAGCAGAUGAGAGUGUGAGAGUUAUGAAGAGAGGGGAGGAAAAGGUAAAAGGGAAUAGGUAAUAGAAGGGGAAAGAAGGGAAGGGGAAGGAUUAGCAGAAGAGAGAAGCGGGGUGGGGAAGAGGGGUGGAGGAGCAAAGGCAAAGCUCGACUUGUGUUUGAAUAAAAAUGAGGCUGGGUGUGGAGAGAUUACUCGUUCUCUUUUUGUCUCUCUCUCCCUCUCUCUCUGCUCUACCCAGCUGUCCUCCUUCUUCUCCUAAUGCCCACAGCCUCUCUGAACAGCUCACUCUGCUUCCAGUCCGCAUUUCCACCGUCUCUUUUUCACUCAGAGUUUGAAGGCAAGCGAUCGUUCUGCGUUAGAAGCACUCCUCUCUCAAGCAGUUUUGAACUUGCAUCUCUUAAGGAUAUAUUGGCGCGUAUUCUUUACAUAAAAGACCCCCGCACUGUUUUGUUGUGGGCUUUCAGCAAACUGUUUAUGCCGGAGCUGUGGAAGUAAUGGGCUUUUCCUCUUCUCCACCUGCUUUGCUCCUCGCGCCCAGUCGUUCACAGCGAUUCAUCAGGCUGACCUCGCUGUGGCUGUGCACACUGCAAGGGCAGAAAAGGGUUUUCUCGGAUGCUCAGCAGAAAUUAAUAGGCCCAAACAGAUAAAGUCUGCUGACUUUGGUGGUCCCCUGAUUUUCCCUCUUGCCUCCCUGUGACAUAUUCAAAACUGUGUGUUAUCAGAAACCGCUAUUUACGUGAUUUUCCUCGAAGAAUUGGGCCGAUCACAAUGAAAUUUGGUUCACAUUCCCCUCGGGAGGAGCUGUGAUUUGUGUAGUGAUAUUGCUACAUUUAAAGCGUCAUCAUUAGAUGAAUUUGUCCGGUACUUUGGUUCAUAACCAAAUAAGUGAGAAACUGCUGUAAUUCUCACCAGCCUCAGCUGUAUUUCGUUGCUGCAUGCUAGCUAAACUAAACCGUGAACAUCAUGAGCAAGUUAGCCUCAUAAUUUGGGGUCGUUAUUAAAUCACUAAUGUUAGCGCUUAGCUGAAAACACAUUUGAGUUUGCUUUCACUCGGAAAAAUACAUUCCCUUACAACUUCAAGUUCUUUUCAGUUGCAUUUCAAGCUCUCCAGCAAGAGCCGUUCUUAUUUCAAUGAUUAAUGAAGUCUGCAAUCCACAAGACUUUCAUCCAGGAGUCAAGGGUUCGACUCCCAUGUGUGACCCUUUCUUUUUGUGACUUUUAAGUUGUCUGGCUUAGGCACCAAAAGGAUGCCACAUCAUUUGAGAAGAAAUGACGGGAAUGAAGCUACAACAAAAGGCACAAGUAUUUCAAUUACAAAAUAUUUGUGUAACUUCACAAAUCUGGGAGAAAAUAAUGAAAAAGCUGUACGGGGAAUGUCUCUUUAAAGUCUUUUGCAAAAAAACAAAGAAAAAAAGGAAAAAAAUAAAUAAAUACGAAGAAUUCUGAUGAGCAUAUUUCCCCAAACUGUGACAAUAUAUGUCUUCUGCCCGAAUGUAUAAAUAUUUGCGUUGCAACCUAAGCUUUUUGAGCUUUGUAAUCUCAUUUUACACAAAGUGUUUCUUUAAACCGCAGACUGGCUGUGCACACUCCCUCUGCAGAAAUUUCCACUUUGUUGUUUUUCUCAUGGUAAUUUAUUUUCCUUCGAACUGCUUGCCAUACCUUUUAGUAUGUAUGUAAUGUACUAUUUCUCUUGAAAAAAGAAAAAGCAGCUCAAUAAUCAGCUGCGUCUGCCUUUCUCUGUUUACCAACAAUAACGUUCUAGGUGUUACUGCUCAUAUAGUCAGAGCAUCCCACUGUCAUGUAUUAUAAUA